AUGAGGGUAUACUCUGAUCACUCGAGCAAUGAUCAUGAUCUGGGCCCACCUGACCAUGGUCUUGAUACGAAGCUCGGAAAACGGAAAUUUAAUGUAUACCCUUCACAUAUGGACUCUGACCGCAAGGACCUAUGGCGCCUAGGCAAAUCUAGUUUCAAGUUUGCGAGGCGUGAGCCACCGUUUUCUUCUAAGGUGCUCUCUGCCAGUAGCUCUCUGGCGUGGGAAGCAAGCCGCUCCCGCAUGUAUCCGCCAUACCCUAACACCAGGCAUAGUCCCUCAUCAUGGGACGACUACCGCGAGCAUUAUACCUACUCGCUCGAUCGUCCGUCAUAUGCCGUUAAAAACUCGCACACGGGUGCCUACUAUCCAAGUCACUGUGAAGGGCCAUGGAUCCCUAGGCCUUACGAGCGCGAUAUGAUGAAGUACUAUGGACGUGGCGAUAAGUAUAGUGCAGGACGAACAGAGGCUGGACCUCGGAUUGUUGACAAGCCUGUUUUAUCAUCUCAUGGAUUGGGCAAAAAUCAGCCUCCUCCUGAAAGAGUGCUAGACGGCCCGCAGUUGAAUUCGUCUCCUGAUCACGAGCAUUUGCCAUUGCCUGGUGCGUCAAAAAGCACUAAGCCAGUACGCUCUGGUGGCAGGUCCAAGUCGGGAAGCAAUGUGUGUCAAUCUUGCUUUGCUAUAUCCACGCCCGAAUGGCGGAAAGGGCCUACAGGACCUCGCACACUUUGCAAUGCUUGUGGUUUGUUGUUCGCAAAGAUGUGCCGCAAGCACGAGCAGGACACCAUGUCUUCCUUGCAAACAGAGCGAGAUGCUGCAGAACUUCGUCGACUUGCUGUGGAAGACUUGUCUCGACCGGAGAAGCAAAUGCAAGUUCUUGAGUUGUUGCGUGCCAACUCGCGAGCAGCUGCACUGGCUAAGCAGCAGAGAUCUACGUCUAUGACGAGCGGAUAG
Molecule: messenger RNA, 951 nt
Organism: Malassezia pachydermatis
Lineage: Eukaryota; Fungi; Basidiomycota; Malasseziomycetes; Malasseziales; Malasseziaceae
Product: gata zinc finger domain-containing protein 10
Exons: 1
Coding region: 1-951 (316 amino acids)
Biological process (GO): regulation of DNA-templated transcription
Molecular function (GO): sequence-specific DNA binding; zinc ion binding
Source: RefSeq, a predicted model, not a curated record